AUGGAUGAAAGAAACAAUCAGUUCAAAGCCGUCAAUCCAGGCAAAAGCACGCAAGAUCUCAUUGAUGUCCUACUCUUUGUUAUCUGUAAUGACUUAAAUGCCACACGGCUCACAUCGAUCGGCAUUUCACAUCUUAGGACACUAUCUUCCCUCUUCGACACUUUCCCUGCGAUAACACCAUCCAAAUCUGUGGAUGUCAAACUACCUCCAAGAUCGUUCAGCAUGUGCAAAAGAUCAGCAACCCCCUUAUGGCCAGAAGCCCCCUCCGAGAGCCUCACGCGACGAGCACUCAAGAGACCCAAGCAAGAAGGUGAACCCCCGGCCUCGAAUCCACUAACUGCCCACCCUCCGAUCUCUACCAUGGACGAGCAUAACUUGAAACGCUUUGCACGGUACGGUGGUCCUGAUCUUACUGAUAUCCGAGGAUACUGUUCUCCGACGAAUACGAAGAGCGAGUCCGUUUAUGGAACAACUGGGUCACAAGAUCAGGGAGACCCUGAGCCGAUAUAUCGUCCUGACGGACAAUGUUCAUAUGUUGGUACUACAAACCUUUAA
This is a messenger RNA of Aspergillus nomiae NRRL 13137, 555 nucleotides long. RefSeq lists its product as uncharacterized. The record is from RefSeq and is a predicted model, not a curated record. The transcript has 2 exons. The coding region runs from base 1 to 555 and encodes 184 amino acids. NCBI's taxonomy places the organism in Eukaryota, Fungi, Ascomycota, Eurotiomycetes, Eurotiales, Aspergillaceae.